AUGCCGUAUCUUGUUCGUGAGAAUCUAUUCCUCGGCAACAUCGGCGAUGCGGCAGAGGUUAUCCGAAAUGGCAGCAAAAAGAUCACACAUAUUCUCUGUGCAAUUCCCACAAAGGAAAUCAAGAAGGUCUAUGCUGGCGGGUCUGUUGGUGGGUCAACUUCUGUUGGUGAUGGGUCGAAAACUUAUUUGCUUUCCGAUAAGAUUUCGUACUCGUUGGAACGUGCAGGCAAGGAUUUGAAGCUGGAGAGGAUGGGGGUUCCGCUAAGAGAUAUGGACGAUGAGAAUUUAUUGGAUUAUUUGGAUGCGUGUGUGGAUUUUAUUGAUAAGGGUAGGAAAAAGGGCUCUGUUUUGGUGCAUUGCUUUGCUGGUGUUUCCAGAAGUGCAUCUAUCAUUACAGCAUAUCUGAUGAGAACAGAGCAUUUAUCACAAGAAGAUGCACUAGGAUCCCUGAGGCAAAGCUGUGAGUUUGUUUGCCCCAAUGAUGGUUUUCUAGAUCAGCUCAAAAUGUACGAGGAAAUGGGCUUCAAGGUUGAUCGUGCCAGCCCCAUAUAUAAGUCUUUUCACCUGAAAGUAUUGGAAUACAAGAUGAUGAAAGUGCUCCAUGGGACAUGGAGACUAGAGAUGGCCUAA
This is a messenger RNA of Prunus armeniaca (apricot), 630 nucleotides long. The record is from the annotation of a GenBank genome assembly. Lineage: Eukaryota; Viridiplantae; Streptophyta; Magnoliopsida; Rosales; Rosaceae.